GCCCCGCCCCUCUGCCCCUCCCCCCUUCAAACAGAAAGCCCCCUGUCCGUCCUUGUGAUGUUCCCUCGCUGCUCUCGUCAGAACCAGUGAAGAACCCUGGCUUCUCGAAAGCAAACCCGGUUCGGUGUUCGGUCCGUGUGUUGGACUAGCGGUUCUCAGCCCCGAGGUUCGGACGGGGACGGCUCGUUGUGCUCCGGAGCUCCCGCUUGGCCUCGCGGCGGUCAUCUCCCGCUCAUUCAUCCCGAGCAGCAACCAUGGCUGCGGCGGACUUUAACUUCCUUCUCGCCACGGAUUCGUACAAGAUCACUCACUACAAACAGUACCCCCCAGGAGUCAGCAAAAUUUACUCCUACUUUGAAUGUCGACGGAAGAAAGGCUCCCCGUUCAAUGAGGUGGUGUUCUUCGGCCUUCAAUAUCUGCUGAAGAAGUACCUGACAGGUCCUGUGGUCACUGAGGAGAAGAUUCAGGAAGCCAAGCUCUUCUACCAGAUGCACUUCAGACAGGCUGUGUUUGAUGAGGAGGGCUGGAGGAAGAUCCUGGAGAAACACGAUGGUCGCCUUCCCAUUCGGAUCAAAGCAGUUCCAGAGGGUCGGAUUGUUCCGAGAGGGAACGUGCUCUUCACUGUGGAAAACACGGACCCCAGCUUCUACUGGCUCACCAACUACAUCGAGACUAUGCUUGUCCAGAUGUGGUACCCCAUCACAGUAGCCACUGUAUCCAGAGAGUUCAAGAAGAUCCUAGCCAAACAUCUGAAAGCCACUACAGGAAGUCUGGAGGGCCUGGACUUCCGGCUGCACGACUUUGGCUACAGAGGAGUGUCCUCGCAGGAGUCUGCGGCGCUGGGAGGAGCUGCUCAUCUGGUGAACUUCUGCAGCACAGACACUGUGGCUGGAGUGCUCAUGGCUCAGAGGUAUUAUGGCUGUCCAAUGGCUGGCUUCUCCAUUCCUGCAGCUGAGCACAGCACCAUCAUCUCCUGGGGCAGGAGCCGGGAGAAAGACGCCUUUGAGCGGCUCCUGGACCAGUUCUCGUCGGGUCCGGUGGCUGUGGUCAGCGACAGCUACAACAUCUUUAACGCUUGCAAACACAUCUGGGGCGACAAGCUGAAGGAGAGAGUGAUGGAGCGCAGCGAGGACUCCUGCCUGGUAAUCCGACCGGACUCUGGAGACCCGGCAGAGACUCUACUUGAGGUCAUGAGGAUUCUGGAGGAGUGUUUUGACUGCUCUCUGAACUCUGUGGGAUUCAAGGUGCUGCCGUCGUACCUGCGGAUCAUACAAGGAGACGGGAUCGACCUUCGCUCUGUGAAUCAGAUUCUGGAGAAGCUCAGCGAUGAAGGCUGGAGUGCUGAGAACGUCGUCUUCGGCUGUGGCAGCGCCUUGCUUCAGAAGCUGAACAGAGACACGCUGAGCUGCGCCUUUAAGUGCAGCUAUGUGGAGACCAACGGCAAGGGGAUGGAUGUGUACAAGCAGCCGGUAACCGACCCAUCCAAGAGGUCCAAGCGGGGCCGACUGUCUCUGCGGAGAAACUCCGACGGAUUCUUGGAGACGGUGGAGAGCGGGGCGGGGAAACCCGAGGAGGACUUGUUGGUGACAGUGUUUGAGAAUGGCUGCCUGAUGCAGGACUACACCCUGGAGGAGAUACGGAAGAACGCCCGGCUGCAGGACGACGAGCCGAAUCCCGUCUCGCACAACCAGGAGCGGGUGAACCAGCGCAUCAUCAACGGGGUCCACUAGAAGCAGCAGACACAGGGGCCUGAGGAAUGCAGUUUCCUUAGGGGCCCCACCAUCACGAAGCAGAGGCUCAGUGUGAUUCCUGAACACUUUGACUUUAAGCGUCAGAGCACCAGCAGCUUCAGCGGUUCAUCCUCCAAAAGAAACCCUCAGAAGUUCCCGAUGGAAUAAAGACUCUAGAAUGAGGAGCACUCUGCAUGAAGACGGUCAGGAUUCCUUCUUCUCUACCAUCAAACAAAAUCUCAGGACAAAUUGCAUGCCGGAUGUGGGCCAAACCUCCCACAGACUUAAUGACCAUAACCCUAAGCAGCACUGCCACCUACAGGAAGAGGAGGACUUUUUUUUUUAGUUGAACCAAGCAUUUCUGUCUUUACAGGCGGUCACGCACUUCCUUCCAAAAUUGUAGUUACCGACGAUGAGAAUCUUCCUGAAUCUUUAGGAGGCUCACGCGUGAUUUCGGGGCAGAGCCGAGGACAAAAAAAAAGAAAACAGGCUUUGAUGAAUGGUAGUUUUCUGAGUACAUUUAGGUGCAUUUUCAGAUAUUUUAAAGCAAAAGAGAAAACCCUCAUUAAUCUCAGAUGGGAUUUUACUCUGCAGUGUUGAUUUUUUGUGUGUCUGAGAUUAUGAGUUGUUGUCACGAGAAGCUGGAAGUGGUUUUAAAGUGCGUCGUCAGUAUUUGAGACCUGAGGAAGACGAGGAGUGGGUGAAAGUAGACCUGUUGGAUGAAGGUUCAUCAGGAUGUAUUUGUGCUCUGGCAUUCCCCCCCACCUGCCUUCUCUAUCUUUAGAACACUGAUUUCCUCAAACAGCUGCUGCAGAGCUUCUCUUCAGAAGCUCUUCCAGGUGUUUCCUCAGGUGUGUGUGUUUUACUUAGAUUUUUUUUAAAGCUCUUAAUUUGAGAAAGUGGAAAAAUAAACAUCUGAAGCAUCAUCUUCACACAAUAAUUGCUCUUAAAAACUCAUGUUCUAAUUUUUCUUAACAAUUUUCUGGUGAUUGUGCAUGGUUUUUGAUUGAACUGGUCAGUUUUGCAGCACCUUUCCACAGCAGACCAAUCAUUCCUUCAUUCUCAGCCGGAGGAACGAGGUUUAGUAUUUAAUGCCACAAAAAAAUACUACAGUGACUGUUUAUGCAUAAUUAAGAGUAUGUGUUCUGUAAAAAUCAAGUGAUUUAUUUUAAGUGAUUAAAAAUGAAAAAAGUGUUGUUUUUGACUUAAAUCA
Oryzias melastigma (Indian medaka) is the source of this 2943-nucleotide messenger RNA. It is a transcript of the gene nampt2, whose product is annotated as nicotinamide phosphoribosyltransferase 2. The transcript is spliced from 11 exons. Gene Ontology annotation, molecular function: nicotinamide phosphoribosyltransferase activity. The record is from RefSeq and is a predicted model, not a curated record. The coding region runs from base 255 to 1730 and encodes 491 amino acids. Gene Ontology annotation, biological process: NAD+ biosynthetic process. NCBI's taxonomy places the organism in Eukaryota, Metazoa, Chordata, Actinopteri, Beloniformes, Adrianichthyidae.